Messenger RNA from Anisakis simplex (herring worm), 297 nucleotides. NCBI's taxonomy places the organism in Eukaryota, Metazoa, Nematoda, Chromadorea, Rhabditida, Anisakidae. The record is from the annotation of a GenBank genome assembly.
AUGUGUUCGUUCAAGUUCCCGGCUCCGUCUGAGUUGAGUUUGUUGAACGUUGUGGCCGAAUGUAUAUCGAAGCAUUUUCCAGAGCUCGAGAAAUUCAUGGAGCAUGUUUCCGUGAUCGAAAAAGCUGCUAAAUUGAAUUUCUCAUCGCUUGCCUCAAUGGUUCGUCGACUAGAAAGUGGUCAUAAUCGUGUGCUGGUGGAAUUUCAAUACGGUGGCACCACACCGAUGGUGUCGGAAUUCAUUGAGAACUCUGAACCACAGAUAGUUGAAAUCAAAGACAGUCUCGUUGUUACAAAG